Nematostella vectensis (starlet sea anemone) is the source of this 948-nucleotide messenger RNA. Its product is annotated as adenylyl cyclase-associated protein 2. The transcript has 9 exons. Lineage: Eukaryota; Metazoa; Cnidaria; Anthozoa; Actiniaria; Edwardsiidae. Gene Ontology annotation, cellular component: cytoplasm. The record is from RefSeq and is a predicted model, not a curated record. Gene Ontology annotation, molecular function: actin binding; adenylate cyclase binding. Bases 110 to 826 code for a protein of 238 amino acids. Gene Ontology annotation, biological process: cytoskeleton organization; regulation of adenylate cyclase activity; cell morphogenesis.
CCUCCGAGUCACGCUAUUGUUACAGCCCAGCGGGUCGUAGGGCUACUGGAUGAAUCGCUGGCUUCUUCUGACAUCCUCUGUCAAAGCUGUUCUGUUUUUAUAACGAAACAUGACAAGCAACCCCAAGACUCUAGCUCGAUUGGAUGCGGUUUUUCAUCGCUUAGAAGCUGUCAAUUCAAAACUUGGCGGAAAACCUGGGAACACGAGAGUAACAUCCUCUAAAAGCGAGUUUGAAAAAUUAGUGCAGCAACUAGAGUCUGCUACCGUGAGAAUAGAAUCCCGAUUGAAGACUCCUGGUGAUGCAAAUGGUGAUGGAUCCCCAAGCGUCCAAGGUUUUGAUCAAGUAUUGAAUGACAAACUGGCAAAGUUUUUUCAACUCUGUUAUGAAAUUGGUGGCGAUGUAAAGGACCAGGCUGCUCUGAUGAAGGAGGCUUUUACUGCGCAGCGGGAGUUCUUGGUGUGGGUAUCAGGCAGAGGACGCCAGCCACAGGAUGUUAUGUCUACAAAGCUUAAAUCAACAUCUGACAAGAUUAGCGAAGUUCAGGCUUUCUGUAACAGCCACCGAGGAAGCAAGCAGUUUAAUCAUCUUUCUGGCGUCAGCGAGGGAGUCGCGGCCCUAGCUUGGGUUGCUGCGCCAGGAAAACCAUCCUCAUUUGUUAAAGAAAAAUGCGACGCUGCACAGUUCUAUACGAAUCGAGUACUAAAGGAUUUCAAAGACAAGGAACCAAAGCACGCUGAAUGGGCACGCGGGCUCAUCGGUGCGCUAAAGCAGUUAGAGGAGUACGUGCGUGACCACCACAGUGUCACGCUUUCCUGGGGCAUGUAACGCAAGGUUCUGAUACACGAGAGGGGGCGGUCAUCACCGGGCCACAACAAUCAUGACCUGCCAUUUUCGCUACAUUUGCCAUGGACUUUGUCAAGUUUUGAUAAACAGUGCAACACAACUCC